Messenger RNA from Pyrgilauda ruficollis (rufous-necked snowfinch), 787 nucleotides. RefSeq names its product coenzyme Q10B (gene COQ10B). Bases 82 to 741 code for a protein of 219 amino acids. Gene Ontology annotation, biological process: ubiquinone biosynthetic process; cellular respiration. Gene Ontology annotation, cellular component: mitochondrion. NCBI's taxonomy places the organism in Eukaryota, Metazoa, Chordata, Aves, Passeriformes, Passeridae. The record is from RefSeq and is a predicted model, not a curated record. The transcript has 6 exons. Gene Ontology annotation, molecular function: ubiquinone binding.
GGCGCUGGCCGGAGGGGCCGCCGCCAGUGGCAGAGUUGUGAGCAGUCCGUCAAAGGAUUUAAAAACUGAGGAAGCGCCCGGAUGUUUUCCGCUUCAGAUAAUGCAACAAGUUCCUUCUCACCUGAGCAUGUGCACUUGGCUUCUUGUGGUGUUCUGAUGACCAGAACUUCUCCUUUGCAAGCACCUGUAAUGAGCCAUACUAUUUCAAGAAAUUUCUUCAAUGUUGCCACACCACUAAUAAAUAAAAGAAAAGAAUAUUCUGAGAGAAGAAUUAUAGGGUAUUCCAUGCAGGAAAUGUAUGAAGUUGUUGCUGUUGUGGAGAAUUACAAACUCUUUGUUCCUUGGUGUAAAAAGUCAGACAUACUCUCGAGGCGCUCUGGGUACUGCAAAGCACAGCUAGAAAUAGGAUUCCCUCCUGUAGUAGAGAAAUACACAUCAAUUGUAACCCUAGUGAGACCACAUUUAGUUAAGGCAUCAUGCACAGAUGGAAAACUCUUUAAUCACUUGGAAACAGUGUGGCGUUUGAGCCCUGGUAUCCCUGGUUAUCCAAGGACAUGUACAUUGGAUUUUUCAAUUUCUUUUGAAUUUCGUUCACUUCUACACUCAAAACUUGCCACACUAUUUUUUGAUGAAGUUGUAAAGCAGAUGGUUGCUGCCUUUGAAAGAAGAGCAUCCAAACUCCACGGCCCAGAAACCAGCAUCCCUCGGGAGCUGAUGCUGCAUGAAGUUCAUCAGACCUAAAGGGAAACUGUAACAACCUCAGCUAUAAACUCGUUUGUACACUUCA